This is a messenger RNA of Ceraceosorus guamensis, 596 nucleotides long. RefSeq lists its product as hypothetical. Bases 227 to 538 code for a protein of 103 amino acids. The record is from RefSeq and is a predicted model, not a curated record. Lineage: Eukaryota; Fungi; Basidiomycota; Exobasidiomycetes; Ceraceosorales; Ceraceosoraceae. The transcript has a single exon.
ACAAGGCCAUCCGCCGCGAUGCUCGCAUCAACUGGAUCGUCAACCCCGUUCACAAGCGUCGCGAGGCUCGCGGUCUAACCGCUACCGGCAAAAAGAGCCGCGGCCAUCUCGGCAAGGGUCACCGCUUCAACCACACGAAGCACGGAGGAAAGAACUCGACCAUCCGCAAGCGCGACACUCUCCAGCUCAGACGUUAUCGCUAAGCGUCUCGACUGCUUGGAGUCUGAUGCCAAUCGGUCAGUCGACGGUCGCUUUCACCACACUCUUCCAACCCCCUUUCGCCUUGUCUCGGCCCCUUCCCCUUCACGCUCUCAAGCAUAUGCCUGUACGUCUCCCAUGCGACCGCUACACAAAAGCGUCUCACCGCGCUCUGGUGUCUUUGUCAAUACAGACAUCUUCACACUACUAUCGGAUGGCGCGUGUUAUUGGCGGGAGACUUUUGACGACGGACGCAACGCUGUUCAGAAUGCUUGCACCGACAACGAGGUUUGAGCGUGCACAUGCCGAGUGCUCCGCUGGAUCUUGUCACAAGGGCUAAAUGCAGACGAUCGUCAUGGCGCUGGCUUGAGCGCUGUUGCGGACAGAAAGCUUCGACG